UUCUUCUUACAUAUAUCUGCAUUUAAAUAGGAAAAAGGUUAGGUCCACUACAUCUGCUCCUAACCAUAAAAAGGCCUAGCAGCAUUCCAUUCAGUGGAAUCUAGCAACUACCAAAACCAAUCUCUUUCAAUAAUCAACAACAAUGACAAACUUGAAGCCUCUAAUUCUCUUCUUUUAUCUCCUAGCCAUUGUUGUUAUGAUUUCAAUACCAUCAAGCCACUGCAGCAGAACCUUGCUUCCAGAAAACGAAAAGCUGAUAGAGAACACUUGCAAGAAAACUCCCAACUACAACGUUUGCCUUGAGUCUCUGAAGGCAAGCCCUGGGAGCUCCAGUGCUGACGUCACAGGGCUGGCUCAAAUCAUGGUCAAAGAGAUGAAGGCCAAAGCAAACGAUGCAUUGAAAAGAAUCCAAGAGUUGCAGAGGGUGGGAGCAUCGGGGCCUAAGCAAAGAAGAGCCUUGAGUUCUUGUGCUGAUAAAUACAAAGCGGUUUUAAUUGCUGAUGUUCCACAAGCCACUGAGGCUCUGCAGAAAGGUGACCCCAAGUUUGCUGAAGAUGGGGCUAAUGAUGCUGCUAAUGAGGCUACUUAUUGUGAGACUGAUUUCUCUGCAGCAGGGAAUUCCCCACUCACCAAACAGAACAAUGCUAUGCAUGAUGUUGCUGCUGUUACUGCCGCUAUUGUUAGAUUGUUGCUCUAAACUAUAUAUACUUAAUUGUACUGUUAACUGUAAUGUGAAAAUACUAUCUAUUUUAAAGCUUUUUAUAAAAUGUUUAUUAUAUGUAAUAAAAUCCAACCCUCUCGUGAUUCUCACGAGUUCCCCAGAUAUCUAAUUUGCAUUGAGACAAGUAUCAUAGUUGCUCUUUA
Molecule: messenger RNA, 864 nt
Organism: Glycine soja
Lineage: Eukaryota; Viridiplantae; Streptophyta; Magnoliopsida; Fabales; Fabaceae
Product: cell wall / vacuolar inhibitor of fructosidase 1-like
Exons: 1
Coding region: 143-697 (184 amino acids)
Biological process (GO): negative regulation of catalytic activity
Molecular function (GO): enzyme inhibitor activity
Source: RefSeq, a predicted model, not a curated record